Messenger RNA from Fusarium pseudograminearum CS3096, 1062 nucleotides. RefSeq lists its product as uncharacterized. Bases 1 to 1062 code for a protein of 353 amino acids. Gene Ontology annotation, molecular function: adenine deaminase activity. Gene Ontology annotation, biological process: purine ribonucleoside monophosphate biosynthetic process; hypoxanthine salvage; adenine catabolic process. Gene Ontology annotation, cellular component: cytosol; nucleus. Lineage: Eukaryota; Fungi; Ascomycota; Sordariomycetes; Hypocreales; Nectriaceae. The record is from RefSeq and is a predicted model, not a curated record. The transcript has a single exon.
AUGUGCAAAUCUCGGGUUCACAGCUUCCUCCAGGCCCUGCCAAAGGUUGAGCAGCAUCUCCACAUUGAAGGCACUCUCGAGCCAGAGCUUCUCUUCGCUCUCGCCGAGAAGAACGGCAUCGAGCUUCCAAACGACCCCGUAUACGAGUCCGCCGACAAGCUGCGGGAGCGCUAUGGACGGUUCACAUGCCUGGAUGAUUUCCUUCACUACUACUACCUCGGAAUGAGCGUGCUCAUCACUGAGAACGACUUCGAGACUCUGGCGUACCAGUACUUCCAGAGAGCCGCAAGCGAGAACGUCCGGCAUGCUGAGAUAUUCUUUGAUCCCCAGGCGCAUGUUGCCCGGGGUGUCAGUUACGACAGCGUCGUUGCAGGUCUCGUUGCCGCCAAGCACCGUGCCCAGAAGGAAUUGGGCAUCACCGUCGAGCUGAUCGUAUGCAUCCUGCGCCAUCUCCCUGUCCCCGAGUCCCACGCUCUCGUUGACACUCUGCUUGAUCGCGGCCACUUCAACGACGGUACUCUGACGGGCUUCGGAAUGGUGUCCAGUGAAAAGGCUUUCCCUCCCGAGCUAUUCACCGACGUGUAUGCCCGUGUCGCAAAGACCGGUACUCACCUCACCACCCAUGCGGGCGAGGAAGCACCCCCCUCGUUCAUCACCGCGUCACUCGAGCAUCUCAAGGUCACGCGUAUUGACCACGGCCUCGCAGCAGCGCAGGAUCCAGAGCUCCUCAAGAAGCUGGCUGCCAACCGUACCCUUUUAACUUUCUGCCCCUGGUCCAAUGUGGCACUCUGCAACCUUCCCGAGUUAGCCGACGCCCCUGUCCGCGAGUUCCUUGACGCCGGGGUUCUGUUCAGCGUCAACAGCGAUGACCCUGCUUACUUUGGUGCUUACGUUCAGGAGGUGUACUGCCGCGUCCAGGACACCUUUAACCUCUCCAUCAAGGACUGGGCGUGGAUUGUUCGUGGGGCCGUCGAGGAGAGCUGGUGCUCUGAGGAGCGCAAGAAGGAGAUUCUAAAGGAGCUGGAACAGGUUCUCGAGGAGUACAAGGAUUUGGAUGCGUAA